AAAAAAAUUCUCUAUCCUCCCUUGCUUCCUUGCUCCUCGCCGGCAUGGGCAGCUUGCUCAACUUCACCGGCAUGGGGUAGCUUGCUCCCCACCGGCGCUGACAGCAGAGGAGGAGAGGGAGCUGGAGCUGGCGCACAGGCGGCUGCUGGCGAGCGGUGCGCGGAGCCGUGGAGUACGACAUCCCGCUGCUGGUGGACGCGGAGUAUGCGACCGUGCAGCCGGCGAUCGACUACUUCACGUUCGUCGGCGCGAGGGCGUUCAACGGCGAGGGCGCUCCAUCAUCCACGAAACCAUCCAGGCCUACCUCCGCGACGCCCACGACCAGCUGGAGGUGAUGGCGCGCGCGGCGAACGGCGAGCGCGUGUGCCUCGCGCUCAAGGUGUUCCGCGGCGUGUACCUUGCCAGGGAGCCCUGCCUCGCGACGUCCCUCUGCGUGUCCUCGCUGAUCCACUCUAGCAUCCAGGACACCCACGACUGCUACAACGGCCGUGCCACGUUCCUCCUCGACCAUGUCCGGCGAGGGGCUGCCGCCGUGACGCUUGCCACGCACAACGUCGAUUCCAGGCAGCUCGCGGCGGCGAGGGCGCGGGAGCUGGGGAUCGGCAGAGGUGACCGCGGCCUGCAGUUCGCGCGGCUCACGGGCAUGGCGGACGGGCUGUCCCUCGAUCGGGCUCCGCAACACCGGGUUCCAGGUGAGCAAGUACUAGCUGUACGGCCUGUGGAACACAUAAUCCCCUACCUCAUUAGACGAGCCAAGGAGAACAUGGGUUUGCUCUCGUCUUCCUCCUUCGACAAGCAGCUGCUCCGGAAGGAGUUGGUCAGGAGGUUCAAGGUUGCAAUGCUGGGAUGUGAGUGAAGUGAUGCUGCUGGGACUGGCAUGCAGUCCGCUGGUGGCUCGCCGGCGCGACGCUGAGAUGGGGGCCUCCGCCCAGACGGUGGCGAUGGCGAUGGAGAGGAGGGAAGAGGAGUUUUUAUUUUUAUUUUUUAUUUAACUUACAGGUAGGUUCUAUAAGCGGACUAGUAUGCCAAGUAAAUGAAAUCAUUCCCGUAUAUUGCUUGGGGAUCUCUUUCGCAUGGUUUUUAUGAGCUGGUGGUCUAACAAUUAGUUGAGGGACAAUUUUAAAACUCGGUGUCAAGAUGAGUGACCUAAUUCCAAAUCAAUUUUUUGUGGCCCAUUAAAUUUUGACCGGAGGAAUUGUCAUGGUUGUUUUUCUAUGGGAAUUACUCUGUAAGAGCAGGUACAAUAUCAGGUUACGAGACAACUAUAAACAUAUUUUAAACAGAUAAGAGAGAAGAGAA
Messenger RNA from Oryza brachyantha (malo sina), 1299 nucleotides. RefSeq names its product proline dehydrogenase 2, mitochondrial-like. The transcript is spliced from 2 exons. The record is from RefSeq and is a predicted model, not a curated record. Lineage: Eukaryota; Viridiplantae; Streptophyta; Magnoliopsida; Poales; Poaceae. The coding region runs from base 335 to 856 and encodes 173 amino acids. Gene Ontology annotation, cellular component: mitochondrion. Gene Ontology annotation, molecular function: proline dehydrogenase activity; FAD binding.